AUGUCAUCGCCAUUGGAGCUUCUUCCAAAUGAGCUCCUAGACCAGAUCACAUCAUAUCUGUGUAUUGAACCACCGUCAUUUGCACACUUACACCAUGUACCCAGCUUGGGGUUGACUCAUUCUCCAACAACAGACUUGAAACAUCUCGCUUUGUCCUCAUCGCGUUUACUAAAUAUUGUGCGACCUCAACUCUUCAAUCAUGCCCGCCUAGACCUGCAUGAUGAACUUGAAUUCCGUUCGUUCAUCACGAAGUCAGGUCUUUAUCGACACGUGGAUUCCCUUUUGGUCAUUGAAAAUGAGAAACCAGAUCAUCCAGUCGAUCCAUUUUGGUGGCGCCAAGUCCUCCAAUAUCUCGACCCGAGCCAAGUUGUAAUCAUUGCAUCUCCUACUUUCCUUGGCAACACCUUGGGCACUCCAAUAAUGAAUGCUCAUAGCUGGGCCUUCGAAAUCGACUUGCAAAUCUUUGCUCUGAAACAAACACAUAAGGCGCCUGAUUCGUCUCAACUGUCUCAUCUGGAGUCAUGCUCCAGCCUUCUCUCAUCCAGACCAUGGACAUCAGCAUCAUUUAAUGAAUCCUCCUCAUUGAAGGCAUAUCACCACUAUGAAUACUUCCUCUCGACAGUCCCAUCCGUUCUUGGAGAAUGGGGUGCAAAUACAAUUCGUGUGGCGAAACGUCUGCCCCAACCCCAACCUGACCUGCCUGCUCUCCUGCAAGGCCUAACAUACUUUUCUUAUACAGCCGUGUUUCCAUUCUUCAACCACUCGCAGAUCGUUCUCGAUGCUGUCAUGGAAAUGCGCAAUUUGGAGCGCCUGGAUGUACAGCUUGCACCUUGUCAGGGAAACCGCAUUACCGAGAUUGAGCAGCGGGGACCAAUGGACCCUAACGACCCAUGGAUGGAGCUUACCACGUCUUACUCCUUGGUAGGAUAUACCGUUAACAACUUGGAGAACCUCAAGGAGUUCAGAUGCAAUGAUCUGCAUGUCGAGGCCAUGCGGGACGAUAUAAUAGCCAUCCUGAAAGAUGUGAUUACCGACCAGAGCUGGACGCAUGAUGGGGAAGGUACUUGGAGGCGGUCUUGA
Messenger RNA from Penicillium brevicompactum, 1080 nucleotides. RefSeq names its product F-box domain protein. Bases 1 to 1080 code for a protein of 359 amino acids. The transcript has a single exon. NCBI's taxonomy places the organism in Eukaryota, Fungi, Ascomycota, Eurotiomycetes, Eurotiales, Aspergillaceae. The record is from RefSeq and is a predicted model, not a curated record.